This is a messenger RNA of Asparagus officinalis (garden asparagus), 1503 nucleotides long. Its product is annotated as GDSL esterase/lipase CPRD49-like. The coding region runs from base 1 to 1191 and encodes 396 amino acids. Gene Ontology annotation, biological process: DNA integration. Gene Ontology annotation, molecular function: nucleic acid binding. The record is from RefSeq and is a predicted model, not a curated record. Lineage: Eukaryota; Viridiplantae; Streptophyta; Magnoliopsida; Asparagales; Asparagaceae. The transcript is spliced from 9 exons.
AUGGUGGAGAACAAGACAGGUCUGAAGGUGAAGUGUCUAAGAUCAGACAAUGAUGGAGAAUACGAGCUGGAGGAAUUCAAGAGGUUAUGUGUUACGAAUGAUAUUCACUUAGAGAUGACUACUCUAGGAACGCCGCAGCAGAAUGACACUGCAGAGAGGAUGAACAGGACCUUGACGGAGCGUGCCGGGAGCAUACGAUUACAUGCAGCAGGACCAUGUUUAGAGGAGAUAAAUAGUUUGAAGAAGCAACUGGCAAAGAAGUUUGUAAUGAAGGAUCUAGGUGCAGUAAAGCAGAUUUUAAGGAUGCGAAUCAGUAGGGAUGAAGCUGAAGGGAAGUUGAGGUUGAGCCAAGAUGGAUAUAUCGAGAAUGAUGUCAUAUUCUUCGGCCAUUGGGAGUCUCAUGUACGUGAUGGUUUGUACAAGGCCGGACAUUACCCAUGCAGUGGGAGUUAUAAGCAGGUUUGUAAGAAAUUCAGGGAAGCAGCAUUGAGAGGCUGUGAAGUGGAUAUUGCGUUUGGCUCCUCCAUUGUGGAGUUCUCCUUCAACAAGGGUGGAUGGGGAGCCAUGCUCGCUGACCUCUAUUGCCGCAAGGCUGACGUUUUGGUGCGAGGAUACGGUGGCUGGAACACGAGGCGUGCCCUCGAAGCCAUUGACAAAAUUUUUCCAAAGGAUGCGCCGGUCCAGCCUUCGCUCGUGAUAGCUUAUCUUUGUGGUAACGACUCGAUGGGAGCUCACCCAUCUGGCUUAGGCCCUCACGUUCCGCUCCCAGAAUACAUUGAGAACUUGAAAAAAAUAUUGGACCAUCUUAAGAGCCUGUCAGAAACAACGCGCGUUAUUAUCCUCACUUGCCCUCCGGUGAACGAGGAAUUGUACCGUCGGUUCUCAAGAGACCACCUUGAUGUACUAGCUGAGAUUAUCCGAACAAACGAGGACCUCCGCAAAUACUCAGAAGCAUGCGUACAAGUAUGCAAGGAGAUGGAUGUGAAGGUCAUUGAUCUUUUUACCGCGAUACAGGAGAGGGAGGACUGGGUUACUUCUUGCCUUGACGCCCAGGACGGGGUACAUUUUUCGUCGGAAGGGAACAAGAUCGUCGUCGGAGAGGUACUGAAGGCGCUGAAGGGGGCAGCGUGGCAGGCCGUCUUUACACUGGAAGUCGCUGCCGACCGAGUUUUCGGAGGACUCGGCCCAUGAUCUUGUCGCCGCCGAUGGAAAAUCCACCGUCAAUCCUACCAAAUUGACCAUUUUCAAGGAAAUACAGUUCGAUUAGAACCUACGUGAGAGGGUUACGCGGCGCGCGUGUCUCCACAAUUCGAUCUGCUUCAGAAAAUAAAAUUAAAAUAAAAUAAAAAAGUGAGCUAGGCUGUAGGCUCAUCUUGUCCAUCUGUACGUGGUAUAUUGUUUGAGAUCAAGAGAACAUGUCUGGAUUUCUUUCAGUACGUCCUCGAGAAAAUCUUGGAUUUUAGAACGCAUUUUUUUCUCUCUCUUUGCAUUGUUGUCCGCUUU